Gambusia affinis (western mosquitofish) is the source of this 1409-nucleotide messenger RNA. RefSeq names its product RNA-binding protein 4.1-like. Gene Ontology annotation, cellular component: cytosol. Bases 114 to 1136 code for a protein of 340 amino acids. The transcript has 4 exons. The record is from RefSeq and is a predicted model, not a curated record. NCBI's taxonomy places the organism in Eukaryota, Metazoa, Chordata, Actinopteri, Cyprinodontiformes, Poeciliidae. Gene Ontology annotation, molecular function: mRNA binding.
UGCUACAUUUCUAACAUCUUCCUCUUGCUGUAGCUAACAGGAAGUUGUGGGUAGAACGCUCCACAAAAGACAUUUCAUUCUAUUCAGGUCGUCUUUGGAAACCAUCCUCAGCAAUGGUGAAGAUUUUUGUGGGGAACCUUCCCCGAGAAGCUACCGAGGAGGAGAUCAAGGAGCUCUUUGAGGAGCACGGCACGGUCACCGAAUGCGCCAUCAUCAAGAACUUCGCCUUCGUCCAUAUGGAUGACCGUAAGGCUGCCACCAAAGCCAUCAGGACCCUUCAUCAGCACAAGCUCCACGGCACAGCGAUCAACGUGGAGGCCAGCCACGGGAAGAACCAGGGCCCCGUGAAACUGCAUGUAGCCAAUGUAGAAAAAGGAGCUGAUGACGAACUCCGUGCUCUGUUUGAAGAGUACGGUACAGUCACAGAGUGUGCUGUUGUCAAGAAUUUUGCUUUUGUGCACAUGCCCAACUAUGAUGAAGCCAUGGAUGCUAUCAAAGGGCUUGAUAACUCUGAGUUUCAAGACAAACGCAUCCACGUUCAGGUUUCUAAGAGUCGACCUCGGUAUGAAGAAUGUGAAGACUACCCACCUCCUCCCCCAGACAGGGGAGGCUACUGGCCUCCACACUAUCCAGGAGAACGGCCUGAGCCUCCCCCACCCGGCUACCUGAGGGCUCGCCCCAUGCCCCCUGGUUACCCAGGUCCUCCUCUGCCACCGCCUCCCCCCAGGCGGGCGGCUUAUCCUGAGCGGCCCUAUGACAGCGAAAGGGAGGGAUACAGUGUAGUAGAUUACUACGAGAAGUACCGAGCUCGUCCGUACGCCAUGUCUCCCUAUGAAGAGCAUCGUGCUAUACCCCCACCUCCUCCGCCUCCGCCCUCCUCUGUCGUUCGAGACCGCCUUAUGACCUCACCGCUUAAUCCAUAUGAGCGUCGACCCCUCCCUCCUCCCCCUCCGCCUCCCCCCUCAUCGUACUACGCCCGAGAUCGCAGCCCAAUCCGGAGGGCUCCUAACGCACCGUUGCCCCCUCCGCCCAGUAACGGCUAUGCCUACGAUCGCUCUCCAUACACAGUUCCACGUGCAAGGGACCCCUAUGCGGACCGGCUGCCUCCGCCACCACCUGCACGCUACGCAUACUAAUGCGACACGUCAGCAUUUUGAAGGAUUGUUGUCCGACUGCGUCGCCGCUUCCUGAUUCACGUGACUUUAUCCUCUUCCUGUCUGCGGCUGAGCGCGUUUCGUUCCUCUCCAUCACUCAGAAGGAACUGAAUUCUUUUCGUCAAUGGCUGUUUGUUUGGUUUUAGUGCUUAGAAUCUGUUUUUUCCUUCCUCUGACUGUUUUAGUAUUGAAUUGUACUGUAAAGUCCUUCCUGGCAAACGUCUGAAUGGGGCGUCUUUUUUUUUUUUUUUUUUU